AUGUCUUUUGCCUAUUCCAUAAUCGGCUGCUUUCUUGCAAUCUCCCAAGUUGCAGUAAACGGUACAUUCAAGGGUAGUGUAACUGGAGGGAGCAGUGGAAAUGUGUCAACAACAGAAAAAGCAUGGGGAAUUUUCCAAGCUCUUGGUAACAUAGCCUUUGCUUAUUCAUAUGCUCAAAUUCUCAUCGAAAUUCAGGAUACCAUAAAAAAUCCACCAUCUGAAGUAAAAACAAUGAAGAAGGCAACAACUUUAAGUAUUACUGUGACUACCGCAUUUUACAUGCUUUGUGGUUGUAUGGGCUAUGCUGCAUUUGGAGAACAAGCACCAGGGAACUUGCUCACUGGAUUUAGUACGUACAAUCCAUCUUGGGUCAUUGAUUUAGCGAAUGCAACCAUCGUGAUUCACGUUGUUGGAUCAUACCAAGUAUAUGCUCAACCUGUGUAUGCCUUUGUAGAGAAAUGGGCAGCAAAACGAUGGCCUAAAACAAAAGUGAAUUUCAGAGUUUUUGGUGGUUACAAUCUAAAUUUAUUUAGAUUAGUUUGGAGAACAUUUUUUGUGAUCAUAGCUACUUUUGUUGCAAUGUUGAUUCCUUUUUUUAAUGAUGUUUUGGGAUUUAUUGGAGCAAUAGGGUUUUGGCCAUUAACGGUUUAUUAUCCGGUGGAGAUGUAUAUCGUGCAGAAGAAGGUUCCAAAAUGGAGUAGGAAAUGGAUUUGGUUGAAAAUAAUAAUUCUUGUAUGCCUUAUUGUAUCAACUUUGGCUGCUCUUGGCUCAAUUGCUAGCAUUGUGGUUGACCUAAAGAAAUACAGGCCAUUCGUCACAGACUCUUGA
Messenger RNA from Lathyrus sativus (Indian pea), 828 nucleotides. NCBI's taxonomy places the organism in Eukaryota, Viridiplantae, Streptophyta, Magnoliopsida, Fabales, Fabaceae. The record is from the annotation of a GenBank genome assembly.